Molecule: messenger RNA, 2442 nt
Organism: Elaeis guineensis (African oil palm)
Lineage: Eukaryota; Viridiplantae; Streptophyta; Magnoliopsida; Arecales; Arecaceae
Source: RefSeq, a predicted model, not a curated record
AGUGUUCUCCAUGAACUGCGAAACUUGAAAGUUGAAACCCACCACAAUAGCAGACUUUCAAAUUUGCCAUCAUUUGUGCAGGCAUUUAGUUUGAGAAGAGAAGAGAAGAAGGAUGGUUCUAAAUUUAAAACAUGUUCUAAUAAAUAGAAGUUUAAGCUCUUUUGCAUAGAAAUCUUGGUUGGUCCCAAUGCAUAUUGGUUUAUAUUUUAUAAGUUUAAAGCAGAUUGAUAUCAAUUGGAAGGUUCUAAACAGCCUUGCUGCAAGUUGAUGAAUACCUAAAACAACAUUGUAAGCUGUCUUUGAUGAAAGUUGUUUGUAAGGCUUAGAGGGGGAUCUUUCAUAUCUUUCGAGAUCCACCCUACAAUAUGGGAUCAAAAAACCAAAAUAAGUGAUUUGUUUUAAGCCCAGUGAGAUAGGAGUACUGGUUGAGAAAGUUAGCGGCAAGAUCCUCAUUCAGUGGACAUGGAAAAGCUCAUUAUAUUAUUGAGUAAGGGGAGUAAAAUUAUAACCAAUAAGAAGGAAAGAAAUCUAGUGAAAUACUUUUGUACUUAUUUUUUGAUUGUCAGAGGGACUUUUAAUAGUUAUUAUUUGACACAUAAUUUGCCUACUAAUAGUAUCCGUGACCUUUUCUUAUGAGAUCAGAUUCUGUCUUGGCAACCUUCUCAUUGUUUCAUAUCACUGCCAUUUAAAUUUGCGAUUUCUGAGCAUAUUCUUUCAGCAUGCAAUUUCAUAAAUUUUGAGCAUACGUGAUCCAGGUCUUAUACUUGAAAAAGACAACUUGUUAGCAAAAAUUUUGGGUAGUGUGGACUAACAGCUUGUAAUUUGUAGGCAUGUUUUUUCCUUUCCUUCAAUUUUUAGUUUGUGAUAUUGCAGGCAUUUAGAAACCCUGAGUUCCAGUUGUGUCUAAAUUUUCUUUUACUCUAUCAGUUCAAAAUGUAUGAUAUAUCCCAAAGGAGAUACACAUUCCUUUGCAAUCUUUUUAUUUGAUUGAAUCAGCAUGUCUAUCGUCAUGGAUGUAUGGAGUAAUUCUCAUGAUCUCGCUUCAUGGAGAUGUAGCUCUUAUUAUUCUGGUCUUUAGUGCCUGGAAUAUUCUCAUGCAUCCUUUGUCCUUGCAGCUCAUUAUAUUUCACUUUGCUUAUGCAUCAUAAACCUAUGAUACUAAACUUGCAUGCACUUUCAUGGGGAAUGCACUUGACACUGCAUUCCCUUCGGGCAGGGAAUGAGCAGGGCUGGAAUCUCUGGAGGGGCAGGAUCAUUGUAUGAUAUAGCACAAUUCAUCCUUAUGGCAGAAGUAGCUAAGGACUUGAUUGCUGGAACAGUCGGAGGGGCUGCGCUGUUGAUUGUGGGGCACCCAUUUGAUACCAUAAAGGUAAAGCUUCAAAGCCAGCCUACGCCACUUCCUGGCCAACUCCCCAAGUAUUCUGGUGCAAUGGAUGCGGUUAGACAAACAAUUACUGCAGAAGGCCCAAAGGGCUUAUUCAAAGGGAUGGGAGCUCCACUUGCCACUGUUGCAGCCUUCAAUGCCAUUCUCUUUUCUGCAAGGGGACGAAUGGAGGCACUGUUGAGGUCUGAACCUGGUGCGCCACUCUCACCGAACCAGCAAAUUGUAUGUGGCGCUGGUGCUGGGGUUGCAGUUUCAUUUCUAGCAUGUCCAACUGAAUUGAUCAAGUGCAGGUUGCAAGCCCAAAGUGCCUUGGCUGCACCAGCCUCUUCUGCUGGGGUGGUAAAAUAUGGAGGUCCAAUGGACGUGGCAAAACUUGUUCUUAGAUCAGAAGGUGGUCUGAGAGGCUUAUUUAAAGGCAUGGUUCCUACCCUGGCACGUGAAGUCCCUGGAAAUGCUGUAGUGUUUGGUGUCUAUGAAGCCCUGAAGCAGUUCUUUGCCGGGGGAAGAGACACUUCAGGACUUGGAAGGGGCUCUUUGCUUGUUGCCGGAGGCCUUGCUGGAGCAUCUUUCUGGGUCACCGUCUAUCCGACGGAUGUAGUGAAGAGUGUAAUUCAGGUGGAUGACUACCACAAGCCAAAGUAUUCUGGAUCUGUUGAUGCCUUCAAGAAGAUUUUGGCGUCAGAGGGGUUCAGGGGCCUUUAUAAAGGGUUUGGGCCAGCCAUGGCGCGCAGUGUUCCAGCCAAUGCUGCCUGUUUCUUGGCCUAUGAGGUGACAAGAUCUAGUCUAGGCUGAUGUGGUGGAUUGCAUGCUAAAAUUUUCCUCUCCUGUUUAGAUAUUUUUUUUCCAGAUUUUCUGGUAAAAACUGUGCUAUUCUUUUUCUGUUUACUUUGCUGAGUUCAUAAACCAAUCUUUGCCAGAAAACAUGAUUCUUAAGGUAAAUGUUUUCUUCUGUUACAAUAUUUUCAUCCAGGGAAAGGUUGCUCAUUUGAUAUAUCUCAUAUCCUUUUUGUAUUUUUUCAAUUCAUAUACUAUUUAUAGAAGUUGAAUCAGAUUUGCCA